AUGAAUCCUAACGUUCUUCAUCAAUUUGCCAUGGGUGCUCAUCAUGAUGUUAAAGAACGACCGGUCUCUUUGCUCUCGCGGCCCAACCGAGCUUCUACUGCCUCAUCCGGCGGCGAUGAUGAUGAUUUAUCUACGAGUUCAAACUCCAAUUCGAACUUUCAAUCUCAGUUGUCAAUUGACGAUCGAUUAAGUCGAUUGGAAUCUUCGAUUGGUACCCUCGGUUUGAUGUAUCAAAGAGAUAUGAACGAGUUAAGAACCCAAUUGGAUUGUCUGAUGAACAAACCGAAGGACUCGCCGCCCUUCUCAGCUAUCAAUUCUAGUCAUCUCAAUAAAAAUGCUACCCCAUUUGUACCAUUGACUUCUACCUACCUUAACACCAACACUACUAAUCAUCACGAAAACGACGAAAAAAAUGAAAAUGCCAAGAACCCGGGCGCUGUCAAUCAACCCUUUAACUCAUUAUCACAAACUGAGCAAAUCCAUUCUCUUUCUCAACAAGUUAACUUACUCUCUCAAACCAUGUCUCAACUUUUAUCUACUUUGAUUACAUCUCCUUCUGCCAACACUCCUUCGACUGGUCUCAAUUUACCACCUCAAUUACUUCCGAUUCAAAAUCUUAACGUGCCGAAAUUACGACCAGCUGUUAGCCAAACCCUUCCACAAAUCCCUGCACAGAUUCCUAAUCCACCUAUUCAACGAAGUCUGAGUAUCAAUAGUUUCUCGAGUCCACCAAAUCGAGCUCAUCCUGGACAUCCACCUCAUUUGAACUUCAACUCUCCUUCAAAUGAUUAUAUCCAAAAAAGGCUUUAUGAUGCUACUUCUUUACCUUCACCGCAGUUGGUGCUAUCACCCGUCAAUUCUCAACACGAGCCUUACCCACCCAGAAACAUGCUUACGAUCUCCAAUACACUUGGUCCCAAUGCGUCUGCCUCUGUACCGCCUUCUCCUAUGAGCCCCGCUGCUUUCGAUCAAUAUCAUAGCGGUGGUAGUGCACCUGCUAAUUCCCUUGCUGGCAAGUGGGAACAGCUAGGUAUCACGGGUGAUGUCUUACGUGCUAUCGUUAGGUUUGGAAUUGGCCCACCAACCAAGACUCAACAAAAGUCAAUUCCGUUGAUGUUGGUCGGCAAGGAUUUGGUCUCACAAUCUAAUCCAAUCCAAGAACGUAUUCAGGCCUACGUGAUCCCAGCGCUUCAACUCAUCAGUCACUCUGCUCGUGGUCCAUCUUCUGGGGCUUAUCCCGCUCAUUUCCAACUCAACAAACCAGCCGCGCCUCCUGCACCCAAUCAGACGGUCAAAGUGUUGAUUAUAACUGCUACCCUUGAUGAAGCCUCUCAAGCUUAUCGACUUGCCAAUGGCAUCGCUUCCUUAUUACCGUACGCUUUGAAAGUCAGCCAUUGCUCUAGCGACGCCCAACCUCCUCCUUCGCACCCAGCUGUUUCAAUGCACCCUCAGCCUCAUAUCCUCAUUGGAACACCAUCGAAACUUCUGGAUCCUGUCAACGGUCUGCGAGGAUACAAUUUUGACGCUAGCGACUUUAUCAGUGUAGUCUUGGACGAGAUGGAUCAACUCUUGGCUCGAAACAUGACAGAUAUGGUCACCAGCUUGAUGAAUUUCUUACCUACAAACCAAGUCACCUCUUCGCCGGAUCGUUUGAGCCCACCUUUGCUACCUAAAUCUUCCACAGGUGCAGACUGCCCUACUCCCGCUUUUGAUAACGCUCAUCGACCACCGGGGAGUCAGUACUCUGUAACUUCGCCCAUCGGUCCCUCCUUCAAAUCUGCACCUUCACCACUUACACCCGGAUUUCCUACUACUCCUCAAGACCCUCCUCGUGGUCGUCAGACUUGUAUCUUUAGCUGUACUGUACCACAAGAUGUGCUGAGCUAUGCUCGCACGCUCAAUCUUCGAGCCCGAGUGCUUGUUCGACGCGAUGAACCCGCUUCCAACAACUCGGCUACUCAUCAAUCUAACAACGGCCCAGCAGGAUCUUACGAGGUAUCCGAUCUACGUGGACAACUUCCUAAUUCAUUGCCUUCCCUCUCUGGACGAAUCAGUCCACAAGAACUUGUCAAAAGCCUUCGACAAUACUAUGUUUCGAUCCAAAUGGGUGGAGGAGUGACUGGAAGGAGAGGACGUGAAUGGAAGCUUGAUGCACUUGUUGAAUUGUUAUUAGAUCUUGAUCAUCCACCCGAGGCUGCUGGGGGUGAGCAUGGUCAACCUUUUGUGUUGGUGUAUUGUAACAGUGUUGAUUCGGUGGAAUGUGUGAGCCAAAAAUUGAUCUCACAAGGUAUCGAUGCUCUUGCCUUGCAUCAAGAUAUGGGUCCAGCUGCUCGUCACUCCAUCCUGACUCGCUUCAACAAAGCACCUCUAGGCAACGGAUUUGGAAACCAAAAAGGUCCGAAGAUGAAAGCUCUGGUCGUUUACGACGUACUUUCAAAGAGCUUAGUAGACCUACAAAGUUAUCAAUCAAUCUUGCCUGUCGCGCGUCAAACGAUUCUUGUCAACUUUGAACUUCCACGCGCUGUUGAGGACUAUGUACAUCGAGCUGCUUGUAUGAUUUCAAACCAUAAAAGACCAAUUGGAUCUGGAGGCGUUUUGAUAAAUUUUGUUUCAGUUCUUUCUGAUGUUGAGAUGGUCAGAUCCAUUGAAAGUUUUUAUCGAUGUCAAAUUAAUGAAUUACCGCAUCACCAUUUACAUCUCUUGUAG
This is a messenger RNA of Melampsora larici-populina 98AG31, 2706 nucleotides long. RefSeq lists its product as uncharacterized. Gene Ontology annotation, molecular function: nucleic acid binding; ATP binding. The transcript is spliced from 7 exons. Gene Ontology annotation, cellular component: nucleolus. NCBI's taxonomy places the organism in Eukaryota, Fungi, Basidiomycota, Pucciniomycetes, Pucciniales, Melampsoraceae. The record is from RefSeq and is a predicted model, not a curated record. Bases 1 to 2706 code for a protein of 901 amino acids.